ACCAUCAGUAACACUUUGAAGUUCGUGAGAUGAGCUGAAAAGUGGGCAAACGGCUCCUCGGGUCUGCUUUCAUCAACAGUUCGCAGACUUGAGAGAAGGUUCUCGGCGCUCGAACCAGAGCGACGCCUCUGGAUGGAGACGCGUUUGGGCAGAAAUGGACAGAUUGAGGACAAGUCUGCGUGGGAUCCCAACAGAAAAGCCUCCUAGACCGACUGCUUUCACAUUCAUACCAGUGCUGCAGGAUUUACCCAUUAAAGGUGUAAUUACUCCGAAGGAGAGACCUGGAGGAGGAAACUCUCCCGAGGAGCCCACGUCGGACGGGCAGCGUCUCAGAGCACGGAUAGUUUUCAUCUCAGGAGCAGGAGACGCAAUUCAGCGGCGCGGCGAAGCUGAGGGGAAGCGUUCCCUAGUGAGCCCGUCUCAAACCGACGCCUCUCCCACCGUCGGCCCACGGUCUGAAAAUACCCCCGCUUCCGCCGCCGCCGCCCUGACGGGCUCCAUGGAGACAGCUGUUAAACACGCGUGCAGCUCCCAGCAGCGCGGCCCCGGCGCCUUCGCCAGCGCCGCGGACCUGUUCCCCACCCCGUCCUCGUCCAGAGAGUCCGUCCUCUCCGACGCCCGCCUCCCCUCUCUCGCCUCCCCCGUCUCCCCCGUCUCCCUCAGCCGCGCCGUCUCCCCCUGCUCCUCCGCCUGCUCCGGCCUCUUCUCCCCCGCUCUCGUCCAGGUCAAGAAGCACUUUCUGGCUCCCGGCUCCAGCCUGGUCCACAUUCCUCAGACCUGUUUCUCAUCCUGCGACAGCCUCUCCUCCCCCGCGUCUCCCCCUCCCGCCCCCCGACACCGGCCUCCUGUCACCCGCCUCUCCCUGCUCACCGCCAUCCUGAGAAAGGGCCGCCUCCCCGUCCUGUCGCCCGCGCCGCAGAGGCCUUACACCCCCUGCUGGCCUGUUAACCCCGUGACGCUGUCCUUCUGCAGCGCCUGCUCCGCGGCCUCCAGCGUUGCCUCCAUUCCCCUGGAGUUUUCCUCUCGAUCCUCCUCGUCGGCGUCUCCAAACGUUCCGGGGGACCCCGGCAGAAGCGUGACGGCUCCUCCGCCUGCUCCUGUCGCAUCUGAGUGUGUAAGAGGCGUCCGCUCCAGCGCCGUGCCGAGACGGGAGCGGGUUAUUUCACCCGCGCCAGCAAAGAACACCCCCCUCAGAUCUGACCCUGCACCUAAACCUGAAGAAAGAACAGACUGUGACUACAGAUCACCGCAGCCCAGCCAGACUCACACCAACCUCAAGGGCCAUGAUCACAAUAACUUCAAAACUCGCUUCAUCCCAUCCGCCAGAGCUGCUAACGAGCCUCAGAACCUGAGUCGCCCCCUGAAUUCAUCCCUGUCAAAGCUUCGCUUGCUUUCCCAGCGACUGAGGUCUCCGCCCGUCUGCCCUCCCCAGCUGCGGCCUCCGCGCACGGACGCGCCGCCAUGCUCGCCUGCUUUUCCCGGCGCCACAGGGAGGUGCGGCUCGCACGGGGGCGGCCCCGCUCCUCAAAGUGUCGCCCCGUCGCCCGGGUUCGGCGCCGUUCACUGUCUGUCCCCGUCCCGCUUCGCGCCCAUGGCUUUUCCUGGAUGGCCGUCUCCCGCCAGCUCGCCCACGCCCACGCCGUCGCCGGCUCCUCCAAUCAGAGUCCUCACCCCGUCCCCGUCUCCAUCCCUGUGCACGACGCCCUCCCCAAGGCCGGGGAGUGGAAUAUCAGACUGCAGCGACAGGGAGGGUAAAAAAAGAAAGACACACAAGAUCAAGUCAAGCUACAAGUCGUUCGCUGCGAUUCCCACAAACACCCUCCUGUUGGAUCAGCAGGCCAUAGACGAGCAGGUGGAGCGGGCAGGGAGCCCGGGCGAAGCGCUGCAGCGAGGCGCCACGCCCGACCCCCACGCCGAGAUGCGCUCGCCCGCCCAGCUCCGGCAGGAGUCGGAGGAACUCUACGCGGUCAUUGACGAGGUGUUGGCAAAUUCAGCUCCUCCACCAAAGCAGGCAUUCAGGUCCUCCACUGCCGUUGGACCGCAGCGGAACACCUUGACCCUUCCGAAAUCCUUGGGCCGUGAAACCAAAUAUGCAUCGAUAUGCAGCUUGCAUCCGUCUGCUCACGUGGAAAAGAAAAAAGAGCCUAAAAUGACCAGGCCUGGGAUCAUUCGUCCAAUGACGGCCGUUCCGAAGCUGAUGGUGGACGCAGGAUUUCAUCCAAAGCCCCUCAGGCCCUUUGUUAUCAAGACCCUGACAGGCGACAGAAAGGUGCACAAUGUGGGAUCUGAAGAGGCAGAGAAAGAUUUUUUCGUGCGCUCGACCGGCCAAACGCUGAGCGAGGAGCGGAGGUCUGACCGAAAGGCUCCGUUCUCGUCAUGUGACCUGUACAUUACAGAGCCUGAAGACCAGCGCGGACACCUCGCGAAAGACGCGUCAACAUCCUUCAGCCCCAAAGAAUGGCAGAUGGAGGCUUUUGAGGCUCACAUUUAAGCCAUUAAAUGUCGGGCUUGUGAAUCAUAUUCAUGUUCCCAUACUGUAUGUACGUGGUAAAAGGUCUUAGUCUGUGCGGCUAUAUUUACUUGUAGCAGCCCUAAAGCUUUUAACCAGAAAUGUCACCACACUGUAAGAAAUUGUGGGAAGUGGUUAAAAGCUCGUACAAAACCAAUGUCUUUCAAAUAUCCCAUGAAAGAAAGCCGAUCUGCCCAUGAAUGAUACAUCUACAAAUGAAUAAUUAGACCUCAUAUGACACACACAUCCAGUGUUUCAAGAGGCCUGACAGGUUCCUGACACCUCCAUGUGACAACGCGCGGCUCAUCGCUCAUUAACUUCCUACUGACUUCUACUUCUAGACCGCACGUCUGUAGCCUGCGACCAAAGAUAUUACUGCUUAGUCGUUCUAGUUACUCAGUCUGUGUUUGAAUUGAUCUUUGUUCCUCCAGCUGGUUGUAAACAUGGUAUCCGUUUGAGUUUUUAAUGCUUUCCGAUUUUUUUAGGAAUGACGACCCAGCAAAAACAUGCAUUGGAUUACAUCAUCAUGAAGACACACGUAGGCUGCGGCUGAUUGUGAAUCGUGGCACGGAGUACGCGUGUGAAUGUCAGAUUGCUGGUUUCAGUUACAGAAAUGAUAUGUCUUGGAGGUUAUUUGACUGGGGGACAUGUUAUUAAAGGCUCGGCAUUGUUAUUUUGCUCCAGCGUGGAGCUGGUAUCGAGAUGAGAUGUGCGUACAGUGGAGGAUCGCGUUUUAAAAUGUAGAUCACAUGCAGUCGACGGACAGGUGAACCUGAGACGACAUGCAGGUGUGUUCAUGUUUCUAAUCCCUAUGUUGACAUGAAUGUACUGGAACAGUGACUCUGGGUUAAUGAAACGUAAACACAAAACCUAAUAGAGCUGACCGUGCUGCUGAGGCCAUAAUAAACUCCAGCUACAGCCUCAUACUGUAAGGAAUGGCCUGCUUGUCACCUAAAUGUGCAGAAAACUGAAAAAAAAACACAAUUUCACCCGAAACAAAUGAUUUGAGAUAAAACUGUAUCAUGUAAUAAAUGCUUUUUUUCUAGCUUCA
Messenger RNA from Betta splendens (Siamese fighting fish), 3560 nucleotides. RefSeq names its product muscular LMNA-interacting protein (gene mlip). Gene Ontology annotation, molecular function: transcription corepressor activity; lamin binding. The record is from RefSeq and is a predicted model, not a curated record. Gene Ontology annotation, cellular component: PML body; sarcolemma; nuclear envelope. The transcript has 12 exons. NCBI's taxonomy places the organism in Eukaryota, Metazoa, Chordata, Actinopteri, Anabantiformes, Osphronemidae. The coding region runs from base 155 to 2491 and encodes 778 amino acids. Gene Ontology annotation, biological process: negative regulation of transcription by RNA polymerase II.